Messenger RNA from Triplophysa dalaica, 2460 nucleotides. RefSeq names its product hypoxia inducible factor 1 subunit alpha inhibitor (gene hif1an). Gene Ontology annotation, molecular function: ankyrin repeat binding; peptidyl-histidine dioxygenase activity; [protein]-asparagine 3-dioxygenase activity. Lineage: Eukaryota; Metazoa; Chordata; Actinopteri; Cypriniformes; Nemacheilidae. Gene Ontology annotation, cellular component: cytoplasm; nucleus. The transcript is spliced from 8 exons. Gene Ontology annotation, biological process: negative regulation of Notch signaling pathway; peptidyl-aspartic acid hydroxylation. The record is from RefSeq and is a predicted model, not a curated record. The coding region runs from base 184 to 1251 and encodes 355 amino acids.
UAAUUUCUUCUUUCACACCCAUGUAAUUGCCCCUACACAAGGCUGACUUUGUUGUGGUUCAGUCGUGUAUGUAAGAGCGAGGUUUCACGUCGCUCACUUUUAGCUCUGCGAUCAGAGAUCGCUCGAUUCUAUCGUAAAGCAGCAGUUUCAGCGCGAAACAGUCCUCUGGCGCACUUCACAGACAUGGCAGCCGCGACCGUGGCUGAAGCGGACCCGGUGGAGAGCGAUGGAGCUGCCGCUUCCUUUCCGGAUCUACGCGAUCCAGGUUGGAAUGAUUCGCAGCUUCGGCAGUAUACUUUUCAAACAAGACAGAUACCACGACUUUCGCACAUGGAUCCACGCGCCGAGAUGUUAAUAAAUAACGAGGAGCCUGUUGUGUUAACAGACACAAGCUUGGUAUACCCCGCUCUGAAAUGGGACAUACCCUACUUGCAAGAGAACAUUGGCAAUGGGGACUUCUCUGUUUACAUAGCAGAAAAUCACAAAUUCUUGUAUUAUGACGAGAAGAAAAUGGUGAACUUUGAGGACUUUGUGCCCAAGUCUCGUCGAGUAGAAAUGAAAUUUUCAGAGUUUGUGGACAAGAUGCAUCAAACAGAAGAGCAAGGUGGAAAAGAAAGGGUGUACUUGCAGCAAACUCUGAAUGAUACUGUAGGCCGAAAAAUAGUGGUGGAUUUCCUUGGAUUCAAUUGGAACUGGAUUAACAAACAGCAAGCUAAACGAAACUGGGGACCUCUGACCUCAAAUCUAUUGCUCAUCGGAAUGGAAGGCAACGUGACACCGGCACACUAUGAUGAGCAACAGAAUUUCUUUGCACAAGUUAAAGGAUAUAAGAGGUGCAUCCUCUUUCCUCCUGAUCAGUUCGACUGCCUCUAUCCAUACCCUGUUCAUCAUCCAUGUGACAGACAGAGUCAGGUUGAUUUUGAAAAUCCUGAUUUUGACAAGUUUCCUCAUUUCAAAAACGCCGUUGGAUAUGAGGCGGUUUUGGGACCUGGUGAUGUUCUAUAUAUCCCAAUGUAUUGGUGGCAUCACAUAGAGUCCCUGUUAAAUGGAGGAGUAACCAUCACAGUGAACUUCUGGUACAAGGGUGCACCGACUCCAAAGAGGAUAGAGUACCCAUUGAAAGCUCAUCAGAAGGUGGCCAUUAUGAGAAACAUAGAGAAGAUGUUGGGAGAGGCCUUGGGGGACCCGCAUGAGGUUGGUCCAUUGCUGAACAUGAUGAUCAAGGGCAGAUAUGAUCAUGGGCUGAGUUAAUGGCCUGACCUGAACCUCUUUAGUCAGCUGCUAGAACAGUCUGUUUAUACGUAUGUGUGGAUACAAGUAUGCUUGUGUGUGUAUAUUCAGACUCUCAGACUCCAGUGCAUGGCAGUAUUUUGGCUGUUAUAAUGGCAGUCUGCCUUUUGUCUGCUUUUAUUUACUGGGCCUGUUAUCAUUAGUUGGGUGUUGGUGUAAGGAGAUUACCACUAGUGAGACGUCUUUAUUUGAUCUCUCCUUUAUAAAAUCCCUUAUCCAUUUGUGUGAAGCAUUACAUACUAAUAGUCUAAUGCAUUAGCAGAACCUGUAAAGCACUUUUGACACCACCCAGAGCGCCUGUUGUCAGUUUUUGUCCCAUGUUGGGAAGAAGAAGGUGCCAUAUAACAUGAUUAAACUCCUGUGGUUCUGAGUUGGCGAGAUGAAAUUGGCAGAGUGCCUCGAGCAUAUCCACCAAGGAGGUUCAUUAACAACUUGAAACCUACAGUUGUUCCAUUGAACUGUUUUGAACUGUCGAUGCAAAAUUUUUUUAGAAACCGUAAUGACGGUGCUUGCUUUUCUCUCAAUGUUUCUGUUAGGACAGAGGUAAUGCAAAAUGCAACAGACAGCCGAACUAUGUUUUUAAACAGAAGUAAUUUUCUGAUCCUUUCGUACCCGACUCACUUUAUUAAAUUUUGCAAUUGUAAAGGCAUUUGUGAUGAUUUUUGUCUUUUCUUUUUUGCUUCAGUUUCUUGGUUUUCAUGUACAUGGUACAAUUUCAGCCAGGAUUUUAAUUCUUUUUUUGCCAACUGUCUCUAUCAAAUGUUACUUGUAAUUACAUUUAUUUUGAUUUGAACUUGUAAAAUUCUGAUUUUAUUAAAAUUAUUGUCUUUUUAGGAGAUAAUUUCUGUGUGGUAUAAAGCUGAACGUUUUAUUACAUAUGUUCAGGGAAACAAAAGAAGCAACACGCUGGUAUAUGACUUGCAUUGUGCCAAAAUCGUCCUCUGUACAUGUUGGUAUCAUACCUGUGUUAAGUGUGGUUUGCUUCAGAAUCAGUUGAGGUCAGUUAAACUGCCUUUAUAUUGCUUGUAACAUCUUCACAUUUGAUUGUGACAAUGUCAAAGUGUUCCUGUGUUUAUCAUGAUUGUAGACAUCUACCAAUCAUAUACCAACUCAUAUUACUGGAUAAACUAAGGUUAAAUAAAUAAACCGUAGCGCAGGACAUUCUGGGAA